Tinamus guttatus (white-throated tinamou) is the source of this 741-nucleotide messenger RNA. RefSeq names its product cellular communication network factor 5 (gene CCN5). Gene Ontology annotation, biological process: positive regulation of cell differentiation; signal transduction; cell adhesion. The record is from RefSeq and is a predicted model, not a curated record. Gene Ontology annotation, molecular function: integrin binding; heparin binding. Gene Ontology annotation, cellular component: extracellular region; extracellular matrix. NCBI's taxonomy places the organism in Eukaryota, Metazoa, Chordata, Aves, Tinamiformes, Tinamidae.
AUGAGGCUCCAGCUGGAGAAGCAGCUUCUCCUCUUCUCCCUGCUCUGCACCCUUUCCAAGGUGUGUGCCCAGCUGUGCCAGCGACCCUGCUACUGCCCCUGGGAACCCUCCCGCUGCCCCCACGGCUCCCCGCUCGUCCUGGAUGGCUGUGGCUGCUGCAAGGUCUGCGCACGGCGCCUGGGCGAGCCCUGCGACUUCCUCGCCGUGUGCGACCAGAGCCAGGGCCUCGUCUGCGACUACAGUGCAGUGCGCGCAGGCACGGCGGGCACCUGCAACUUCGAGGGUGACGAGGAGAGCUGCGAAGUGAACGGCCGCGUCUAUCGAGACGGGGAGGUUUUCCAGCCCAGCUGCAAGCUGCAGUGCCGCUGCUCCGACGGAGGCGUCACCUGCGUCCCACUGUGCCAGGAGGACGUCCGCCUGCCCACGCCGGACUGCCCCUUCCCACGGCAUGUGGACGUCCUGGGGAAGUGCUGCCAGGAGUGGAUCUGCGAGAGCCGGGAGCUGCCCCCGUCCGCAGCGGCAGCGCCCAGGAUCCCGGGGCUCCCCUACCCCUGCAAGGAGUGGAGCACAGAGUGGAGCGCCUGCUCGGUCACCUGUGGCCUGGGCUUCUCCAGCCGUGUGUCCAACCAGAACCGCCACUGCCGCCUGGAGACGCAGAGACGGCUCUGCAUGGUCAGGCCCUGCCAGGCUCUGCCGCGUGCAUCCCUGGCGAGGGGAAGAGGCGGUCUCAUGUAGUAAUGC